Messenger RNA from Mya arenaria, 2254 nucleotides. RefSeq lists its product as uncharacterized. Bases 430 to 837 code for a protein of 135 amino acids. The transcript has 11 exons. Lineage: Eukaryota; Metazoa; Mollusca; Bivalvia; Myida; Myidae. The record is from RefSeq and is a predicted model, not a curated record.
AUUUAUGCCUGUGCGAAUAGCAGAAUACAGCGAGCGGAAAAAAGAGUGCAUACAGGACUUUUAAAAACGUAAUAUAAAUAAAAGGAGAUUAUAUUGUAAACUCAACCGAGAAACAGUGAAACACAGACAAUGGACGAAACAGAAGAGGAAGGCCAAAAGUAUAUUGAAGGAUUUAUUCGACAUACAAUUAAAUGAGAAACGCAAAGUAUUGAGGCUCUUAAAAGGGACACAACACAGCUUUCAGAGAGGAUACGAAGUCGAGAAGAAGAAAUACGAACAGCUAGAGAACGGGAAACGAAGCUGAAAGAAAAAAUAGAGAAACUGGAGAAGGAAUGUACCGAACUAAAGAACAGUUCAGAUGAUGCUCUAGCAACAAAGGAGAGAGAAUUAAAAGAAACAAAACAAGAGUUAAAAGAAUUGCAGGAAAACAUGACAUACAAGGAAAGAGUUUUAAUGGAAUGCAAAGAACAAUACAGAAUAAAAGAUGAGGCGUUAAGGACAUCCGGAGAAGAGUCAAGUCAGUUGAACACAGAGCUGAUCGAAGAAUUAAGACUACAAGUGCAGAGAUAUCAAAGGUUAACUAAAACAGUUUCGGAAAAGGGAGAUGAAAUAGACAGGUUAAAAAUGAGACUUUCAGAAAAGGAAGAGGAACUUAAAAGAAAAAAAAACAAUGGACAAAAACUGUUUUCUCUAUUCCUGGCUGUUUUUGGACUGUCAUGUCUCACUUCAGACGCCUGCAGGAACAUACAUAAGUGUCUACCCACCGGGCAUAAAAGGGAUUUAAUCCAACUCAACUUAACGUGGUACAAUCUCUACAGGAGGAUUGUAAGCGCCUAGGACAUCCAGAUCAUAUUAUUCCUUUGUUCGGUCUUAAUGUUGACGAUAUAGAUGAUUGGUACAAAUUAAUUGAUGUAGACCAUGAACGAUGGACAGCGGAUAACAGUAUGCUCGAAACCGCACUAACCAAAGGAUCGGACGAUUUAGGGAAGUACUUAGAAGAAUACAAACACACGAAUACAAAAAGUGCAGAUUACAUAUAUUCAGCUGCCUGGUAUUAUUCACUGGGAAAAUAAACAAAAACGGUACCGAACAUAAUUAUUAUAUGUUGCAUGAACCAUAUUACUUAACGGCAAAAGUAUUUUAAUGUAUUAGAGUAUACUGUCUACGAUAUGUAAACACCAAUAUAACACGCAUUAAAUCAGAAAAUUGAAAUAAUGUGAUGAUGUCGGAUGAUAUAAAGGAAACGUUGAUUUGGGUAACAAGUGCACGUAAUUGUUUAUACUGACCUGCUAUUGGGAGACCUCAUUCGUGUGGAAGAUCUUAAUCGUAUUUUCCUAAUAAGUUCUUCAUCACAGCUGAUUUACGUCUACGUUUACGUCUACGUAUCAAAGUUCUAAUACAAAGGCGGAAACCUUAUGCUUUGCGUCAUCUUUAUACGUUUGAUGAUAUUUCAUUGCAUUUAAUAACUUUAUUGUUUUGAUCGCUGUUUUGUACUUACUCAAGUGAUAAUGCAUAUUUUUAAAAUAUAAAAUGGGCAUUUACAAAUACGGUUGACACUCAAUCUUAUAAAACAUCAUCCGGUAUCAGUUUGCAAAUCCUCUUUUUUUGCAAACGUAUUGUUAAUUGUAUUUGCAACAUUAACUUAAAUUGGAAGGAAAAAUAUGCUUUUAGUUAAAACAGUUUUCAGAAAUAAAAACAGAUAAGAACAUACAUCUGACGCAGUUGUUGAUAAAACUGCGCUGGAUUGUACACAAGUGAAAAUGCAGAUGGAAUUAAUUAUCAAUAACGUGUGGACAUUUUUACACCCGUAUUUAAAUUCAGCAGCUCUGGCAAUUUUCAACUGCUGUUAUCUAAGACUUCUAUGAUCCCAACGUACUGGUUUUUUUUUUAAUUUUACUGGAAAUAUCAAAUUUUUAAUUGCAAUUUUGGGUGCCACUUUUAAAAUUUAUGUCUCAAAUAAUAAAAUAAGAGUUUGCUAAUAAUCCGGAUUUUCAAACACCGACUGUUGUUAUAAUCAAGUUGAUUGCCGUCUUAAUAAUAUUUGAUAAAAUAUAACUAAAUUAAAGUAUAUCGUUAAUGAUUAUGUAUGAACAUUAAACUAAAUGCAUUGAUUCUUUUUUUUUAUUGUUUUAACAUAAACAAUUCGAAAUUCCCAAAGUGCAAAUUGAAAAAGAUGAAAUAGCAGUUUUCAUGGCCAGCUGUUUUUAUUCCACUAAAACGUUUCUUUUGAAAGGAGAUGCAGAUAACAACUGCA